CAAAUCCCCCCCCUUCUCUCUAUCCCUUCAGCUCCUGCCGAUAAAAGAUCCUCCAUCUCCGCCAUGACCUCCAUUCCACUGCCGGAAUCUCGGGCCCUUCUGGGUCCUGUUCCAUAGCUCCAGUUCCAGCUCCCAGUCUUCAGUAUCGACCCGCGUUUUGUUGGAAUUAGGAUCUUUUUCUGGCUUUAAAGAUUCGAUCUUGCUUCAGUCUGCGAAUCAAAGAUUGCGUCUUGACUGGAUCUGGAGCUCUGAUACUUGCGGAGAUGGACGUGGUGGCGGCGCUGAAGCGGGGGGUGUCGCGGCAGUUCUCCCUCGGGUCGCUGUCGAAGAGCAGGUUCAGCUUCGGGCGCCACGCCUCGCUCGACCCGAGGCUGGCCAACGCGAGACGGUUCGCCUUUGGGCGGCAGUCGUCGCUCGACCCCAACCGGCGGAGCCCCGUGAAGGGGGAGCUGGUGGGGGUGCCGGAGAAUCUCGACGCCACCAUGCAGCUCCUCUUCAUGGCGUGCCAAGGGGACGCCAAUGGGGUGGAGGACCUCCUCAAGGAUGGGGUGGACGUGAACAGCAUCGACCUCGACGGCCGGACAGCCUUGCACAUCGCCGCCUGCGAAGGGCACGUGGAUGUGGUCAGGCUGUUGCUCAGCAUCGGGGCCAACAUCGACGCUAGAGAUCGUUGGGGAAGCACGGCGGCUGCAGAUGCUAAGCACUAUGGUAAUGCCGAAGUCUAUGAUCUAUUGAAAGCUAGAGGAGCCAAAACACCGAAGACUAGAAAGACCCCAAUGGCAGUUUCUAAUCCCCAAGAUGUUCCUGAGUAUGAGCUGAACCCAACAGAGCUUUACUUCCGGCAGGGUGAUGAGCUUUCAAAGGACAUUCGUCAAGUAGCUAAAUGGAAUGGAAUAAAAGUCUCCGUGAAGAUGCUUGAGCAGGAUGCCUACUCAGAUCCAGACACCAUAAAUGCUUUCAAGAAUGAGCUGACUCUGAUGCAGAAGGUUCGACAUCCUAAUGUGGUUCAGUUUGUUGGAGCCGUUACUCAGAAUAUACCCAUGAUGAUUGUCUAUGAGUACCUUCCAAAAGGUGACUUAGGAAGUUAUCUUAAAAAGAAGGGACGUCUAAAGUUGCAUAAAGCUCUUCGAUUUGCCCUUGACAUUGCCAGGGGCUUGAAUUAUCUUCAUGAGUGCAAACCAGACCCAAUAGUCCAUUGUGAUUUAAGGACAAAAAAUAUUUUUAUAGAUGAUGGUGGUCAAUUGAAGGUGGCAGGCUUUGGCUUGACUAAGAUAUCGAAAUUAUCUCCAGACAGAUACAAGUUAGCCCAUCCCAUGGCUCAUAUUGACAGUUUAUACAUUGCACCAGAGUUGUACAAGAAUGAAAUAUUUGAUAGAAGUGUUGAUGCAUUCUCCUUCAGUCUCAUUCUUUAUGAGAUGAUUGAAGGAGUUCCAGCUUUUCACCCCAAGGCUCCCGGAGAUGUUGCUCAAAUGAUUUGCUUGGAAGGAAUCAGACCAAUAUUAAAGACCAAGUCGAAGGCUUAUGCUCCUGAUCUGAAUGAGUUAAUUGAAGAAUGCUGGAAUCCACAACCUGUAGUGCGACCAACUUUCUCAGAAAUAAUUCUGCGGCUGGACAAGAUGUAUGCAAAUUGUUCAAGGCCAAGCCGAUGGAAAGAAAAUUUUAAGCUUCCCUGGAAAUAACGAGGAGGCAUUCGCCGGCUUGCAUUAUGUUCCAUCAUGUUGUAACACUAGUAUGCAAUAUUUAUCAAUGUAUAACAUUCGCUAAUAAACAUUAGUUUUCCCGAUAAAGAUUUGCUAUUGUAUGUCACUACAAACUCUGACCAAAUAAUACUUGGAAUAUAUUUUUUUUGUUUUGAAUAUUUUA
Messenger RNA from Musa acuminata subsp. malaccensis (wild Malaysian banana), 1863 nucleotides. RefSeq names its product integrin-linked protein kinase 1. The record is from RefSeq and is a predicted model, not a curated record. NCBI's taxonomy places the organism in Eukaryota, Viridiplantae, Streptophyta, Magnoliopsida, Zingiberales, Musaceae. Gene Ontology annotation, molecular function: protein serine/threonine kinase activity; protein binding; ATP binding. Gene Ontology annotation, biological process: protein phosphorylation.